GGAGGUGAUUACAGGGCGGGGUGUUGGAUGCGGCUGGCUCAGUAGUACCGGGCGGCGGCUCAGCAGCGGAAGCAGCCUCUGAGUUGCGUCUGGCUCUCUCAGUAUGUCGGACGCGGGCCCGGCGGGGGCGGCGAGGAUGGCGGCCUGGACGUGCCGGGCUCGGCGGUGCAGAAUGUGGCCGAUGUCUCGGUGCUGCAGAAGCACCUGCGCAAGCUGGUGCCGCUGCUGCUGGAGGACGGCGGGGAGGCCCCGGCCGCGCUAGAGAUGGCGAUGGAGGAGAAGGGCACCCUGGAGCAGAUGCGCAAGUUCCUCUCCGACCCGCAGGUGCACACCGUGCUGGUGGAGCGCUCCACGCUCAAGGGUGAGAGCCGGGCCCGGCGCCGAGCCGCUGCGGCCCCCAACAAGAAGAGUAAGAACAUCCAUGUGUGCCUGGGUGGCUUGUUCAUACCUGAGGCUUAUAUUACUGCUACAAGACAAUAUGUAGCUCAAGCAAACAGCUGGUCCCUGGAAGAACUUUGUCUAGAAGUCAAUGUUACAACUACUCAGAAUGCAGUCCUGGAUGCUUGCAGUUUUGCAGUCACAGGUUUGAAGCUUCAGGGAGCUACAUGCAGUAACAAUAAACUGUCCCUUUCAAAUGCUAUCUCAACUAUAUUGCCCAUAACACAGCUUCGCUGGAUCAAGCAGACAAAUGCAGAUAAAAAGGCUAAUGUGGUUACAUUACCAGUUUAUCUGAACUUCACCCGUGCUGAUCUGAUCUUCACUGUUGACUUUGAAAUAGCCACCAAGGAAGAUCCUCGCAGUUUCUAUGAACGUGGUGUUGCAGUCCUCUGCACAGAGUAACAAAAUAACGUUUUCUAACUGAUAAAUAGUAGUAAAAUUCAGUGUCUUUAAUCUAGUCUACAGUGUUAGUUUUAACCUCCAGGGCAUGGGUAAGUUGUCAGAUGGACUGGUGUAAAGUUGACUUGCUAGAGGCUAGGCUUCUUGCCAGAGUUUCUGGUGAUAUUGAUGGUUUGAGGGAGAAUUGGAUGUGGUUUUUAGAUGGCUCUAGUUACAUGUGGUAAUGGUGUGUGAUGGUGUGAUGGUGCCUACUACAUUAAAUAAAUUCCGUAGCAUGA
Messenger RNA from Dermochelys coriacea (leatherback sea turtle), 1115 nucleotides. Its product is annotated as cytoplasmic dynein 1 heavy chain 1-like. The coding region runs from base 265 to 840 and encodes 191 amino acids. The transcript is spliced from 4 exons. Gene Ontology annotation, biological process: microtubule-based movement. The record is from RefSeq and is a predicted model, not a curated record. Lineage: Eukaryota; Metazoa; Chordata; Testudines; Dermochelyidae. Gene Ontology annotation, molecular function: minus-end-directed microtubule motor activity; dynein intermediate chain binding; dynein light intermediate chain binding. Gene Ontology annotation, cellular component: dynein complex.